Messenger RNA from Ctenocephalides felis (cat flea), 988 nucleotides. It is a transcript of the gene Daao1, whose product is annotated as D-aspartate oxidase. The record is from RefSeq and is a predicted model, not a curated record. Bases 1 to 948 code for a protein of 315 amino acids. Gene Ontology annotation, molecular function: D-amino-acid oxidase activity; FAD binding. The transcript is spliced from 5 exons. Lineage: Eukaryota; Metazoa; Arthropoda; Insecta; Siphonaptera; Pulicidae.
AUGAAAAUCUGUGUUGUCGGAGCCGGUGUUAUCGGUUUAACAACAGCAUUAGAAUUGCAAUCAACUUAUCGUGGAGCAGACAUUCACAUAUUGUCAAAUAAAUUCGAAAAUCAGACAACCAGUUAUGUUGCUGCUGGUUUGUUCAGACCUGGUACAAGUUUUUGUGGUCCCACCGAUGAAAUAACAAGACAAAUUAUAAAUGAUUCCUAUUACUAUUGGGACAGUAUAAGAAAGACUUCAGAAGCAGCAGAGGCAGGAGUGACUCAGUUGUCUGUUUAUAUAUUUUCAAGUAAAAGUGCACACAUUACGAGGAAUUCCUAUAUUGAAAAAUUGGUACCAAUAUAUCGAGCAGCGACUGAAGAUGAGCUUCAGCUAUGUCCAGGAAAUUGGAAAUAUGGAUCAUUUUUUACCACACUGUUAACAGAAUGCAGAUUAUAUUUACCAUGGGCUAAACAAAAAUUUUUAUCAAACGGCGGUCACAUUACAGAAUAUACAAUAAACAAUUUUGCUGAUUUGCCUGAAAAGUAUGAUAUCGUUGUUAAUUGCACUGGGCUCCAGGCAAAAAUUUUGUGCAAUGAUAAUAAAUUGGUACCAAUUCGAGGACAAGUUAUAAAGGUCAAAGCCCCAUGGAUAAAAACAGCUUUCUACGGUGACUACGAUACCUACGUUAUCCCAGGAUUUGAGACAGUCACCUUAGGAGGCGUAAGACAAUACGACAGUUACAACACCGAAAUUUGUAAAUACGAUAGGGCAGCAAUUAAAGAACGAUGCGAAUCUCUAGUACCUAGUUUGAAGACUGCUAAAGUCGUAAAUGAGUUGGUCGGUUUGAGACCACACAGAGAUCCAGUAAGAAUCGAAGGCGAAGUACUGAGAAGGGGCACCGAGAGUGUUAAAAUAGUCCAUAAUUUAUGGACACGGUGGUUAUGGGGUAACUACAGCACCAGGUAGUGCAAAACAUGCGGUGAAAUUGGUCAGGGAUAUGUUGGCC